AGACUUCAAGAAGUUAAGCAAAUUGCUCAAGAUCAUCUAAGAAAUAGAUGAGGAGCCAACAAAAAAGGGCCUCAGGAUCCAGCACACAUUAUCACAAACUUAGUGUCCAUCCAUCACUGCUGACCCUCUCCGGACCUGACUCCACCCCUGAGGGACACAGGUCAGCCUUGACCAAUGACUUUUAAGUACCACGGAGAACAGGGGGCCAGAACUUCAGCAGUAAAGAAUAAAAGGCCACACAGAGAGGCAGCAGCACAUAUCUGCUUCCGACACAGCUGCAAUCACCAGCAAGCUCUCAGGUCUGGCAUCAUGGUGCAUUUUACUGCUGAGGAGAAGGCUGCUGUCACUAGCCUGUGGAACAAGAUGAAUGUGGAAGAGGCUGGAGGUGAAGCCUUGGGCAGGCUCCUCGUUGUUUACCCCUGGACCCAGAGAUUUUUUGACAGCUUUGGAAACCUGUCGUCUCCCUCUGCCAUCCUGGGCAACCCCAAGGUCAAGGCCCAUGGCAAGAAGGUGCUGACUUCCUUUGGAGAUGCUAUUAAAAACAUGGACAACCUCAAGACCACCUUUGCUAAGCUGAGUGAGCUGCACUGUGACAAGCUGCAUGUGGAUCCUGAGAACUUCAAGCUCCUGGGUAACGUGAUGGUGAUUAUUCUGGCUACUCACUUUGGCAAGGAGUUCACUCCUGAAGUGCAGGCUGCCUGGCAGAAGCUGGUGUCUGCUGUCGCCAUUGCCCUGGCCCAUAAGUACCACUGAGUUACCUUCCAAUUUGUUCCUGUGACCCUGACACCCUCCUUCUGCACAUGGGGACUGGGCUUGGCCUUGAGAGAAAGCCUUCUGUUUAAUAAAGUACAUUUUCUUCAGUAA
Molecule: messenger RNA, 864 nt
Organism: Nomascus leucogenys (northern white-cheeked gibbon)
Lineage: Eukaryota; Metazoa; Chordata; Mammalia; Primates; Hylobatidae
Product: hemoglobin subunit epsilon 1
Biological process (GO): hydrogen peroxide catabolic process; oxygen transport
Cellular component (GO): blood microparticle; haptoglobin-hemoglobin complex; hemoglobin complex
Molecular function (GO): oxygen binding; haptoglobin binding; hemoglobin alpha binding
Source: RefSeq, a predicted model, not a curated record